Papaver somniferum (opium poppy) is the source of this 1112-nucleotide messenger RNA. Its product is annotated as universal stress protein PHOS32-like. The coding region runs from base 159 to 884 and encodes 241 amino acids. The transcript is spliced from 3 exons. NCBI's taxonomy places the organism in Eukaryota, Viridiplantae, Streptophyta, Magnoliopsida, Ranunculales, Papaveraceae. The record is from RefSeq and is a predicted model, not a curated record.
GAAAAGAAGAAAAAUGAUGGGAGAGACAACUAAAGAAGAAAAAAUAAGUCUAUCAGAUACAAUUCUAGAUAACUACUACCUUUGAUCAAGAGAUGAUAGUCUAGGACCUGACUCUUGCAGUAGCUUCUGCUUCUUCACAUUGAACUCUAGAUGCAUAGAUGGGUCGGACUGGGGCGAAGUCGCCGAACUUUUGUUUGAGUAGGGUUACGACGCAUUUCCGAGUCCGGUCACCAUUAGUUCAAUCAAAACCCGCUUCUAAAUCUAUAAUAAAUGCAAAUGAAGAUAGUGUUCUUGUAGACAAUAGUGAUGAGAAGACAAUUUCAAGUAUCAAUGGCGCAGAAAUGGGGAAUGAAACUAGUUCAUCAGUACUAGUUGGCAGAAGAAUUAUGAUUGUUGUUGAUUCAAGUCUUGAAGCUAAAGGUGCUAUUCAAUGGGCUCUCUCACAUACUAUUCAGAAUCACGAUACUAUCAUUCUUCUCCAUGUCACCAAGCCUACUAGUUCCAAUGUUACAGGUGAACAAACGAACACGGAAGUCUACGCGAAAGAAUAUGAACUUCUUUACUCCCUGAAGAGCAUGUGCCAUGUCAAAAGACCCAAGGUACAAAUUGAAGUUGCAGUAGUACAAGGAAAAGAAAAAGGGCCAACCAUUGUAGCAGAAGCAAAACACCAAGGGGUGACACUAUUGAUACUCGGGCAGAAGAAGCGAUCAAUGACUUGGCGACUAGUAAUGAUGUGGGCAGGGAGUCGAAUUGGUGCUGGUGUCGUUGAAUACUGUAUUGAUAAUGCCAGUUGCAUGACAAUUGGCGUGAGAAGAAACAACAGAAAAGUUGGAGGGUAUCUUAUUACGACCAAACAUCACAAAGAUUUUUGGUUGUUGGCUUGAAUGUACGCAACAAUUUAGAUGUACAAAAAGUGUCUAUGCACAAUGAAUGAACCAAUUUAUUUAGUGUUGGAUGAUUUGCAAACAGGAUGUUCAAAAAGAGAAUGGACGUGUGAUUGUUCAGUGACGUAAGAGUUUUGUACAUGAAGAAGGCUGGUUCUCAAGCCUUAACAAUGUGGUGUAGUUGAGCAUUAUCUUGAUACAUUUACUUUGUUUGUUAUUGCUACUGAA